Schistocerca americana (American grasshopper) is the source of this 1379-nucleotide messenger RNA. RefSeq names its product alpha-tocopherol transfer protein-like. The coding region runs from base 51 to 1043 and encodes 330 amino acids. Gene Ontology annotation, molecular function: phosphatidylinositol bisphosphate binding. The transcript has 8 exons. Lineage: Eukaryota; Metazoa; Arthropoda; Insecta; Orthoptera; Acrididae. The record is from RefSeq and is a predicted model, not a curated record. Gene Ontology annotation, cellular component: membrane.
CGCAGCGGCGGCAGCAGGGUCCACACCGCAACACAGCACGCAGCUACAGAAUGGCUCGCGAGUGGGUGCGUCCCGCGGACGAGUACGUCUGCAGCUUAUCGGAGGAGACACAGGAGCUGGCGCGUGUCGAGCUUCGCGAGGACCCCGCUACGCGGCAGCAUGCGCUGCAGCAGAUGCGCUCCUGGAUCACCUCCAACCCGCGCAUCGUCAACUGCCGGCUCGAUGCUAAUUUCUUACUUCGCUUCUUGAGAACAAAGAAAUUCAGUUGUCCAAUGGCCCAGGAAAGUUUAGAGAGGUAUCUACUUUUACGCCAGACCUUCUCGCAUGCAUUCCGAAACUUAGACAUUAACAACCCGAGAAUGGACUAUCUUAUUUCUGCUGGGUAUGUUUUUGCAACACCACAAAGAGAUAAACUGGGGCGCCGUGUUGUUAUUUAUCGUCCAGGUGUGUUUGACCCAUAUAAAUUCACAAAUGAGGACAUGUGUCGUGUUCAUGGGAUUGCAUGGGAAACUUUGAUGGAAUGUGAAGAAAAUCAAGUGCGGGGAUACGUACACUUUGGUGAUGGAGCUGGUGUUGGCCUCCCAUAUUUGACAUUGUUCACGCCCCGAGAAGCUGUUCGGAUAGUUAAAAAUGGAGAGCGCACCCUUCCAAUGCGACACAAGGAAGUUCAUGGGUUUAAUAUUCAUCCUUCACUGAAAUAUGCAUUGGACUUUGGAUUUUCAUUGAUAACAGAAAAGAUCAAGAAACGAAUCAAGCUAUACACUUGUGUUGAAGACACACUGGACUUCAUAGAUCGCAAACUCCUCCCUAAAGAAUAUGGAGGUGUUAUGCCAAUGGCUGACAUGAUAACUUUAUGGAAAGAGGAGCUGAGACAAUCCAGAGACAUACUAUUGGCCAAUGAUGAGAUGAAGAUCCGAGAAGAAAUGUACAGUGCAGCAGCAAAAGAAGGUGCAGUGUCUGCUCUCAAGAAGGGGAUGUACUGUGGCAGAGAAAAUGACAUGUUUGGUAUAACAGGAAGUUUUCGGAAACUAGAAGUUGAUUAAUAAUGAAACUGCAUUCAUCUACUGCAGAUUGGCGACAUGUCUUUUCAGCUUCAAAGUGUUGUCCAGAACUGUUUCCUCAUAUUACAAUAAAGAAAACUGGAAGAACAAGAACAGUAGCCAAUCAGCAAUUACAUAAACUAAUUGUUUAUUUAUGUGGCUUCCAGGAGAUAUGCAAAAUUAGUACUGUGAAACAGAACUUAGUUGUAAGACUGGUCACACACAAAUUGUUAUAACUUGACUUCACAAAACUUUCCAAAGAUGAUGAAGCACACAUCAGAAGUGAAAAUUUACUUGUCAUAUAAUAAUUUGAACUAUGCAAUUAUUUAUAAAUACAUA